Messenger RNA from Culex quinquefasciatus (southern house mosquito), 1057 nucleotides. RefSeq lists its product as uncharacterized. The record is from RefSeq and is a predicted model, not a curated record. Lineage: Eukaryota; Metazoa; Arthropoda; Insecta; Diptera; Culicidae. Gene Ontology annotation, molecular function: zinc ion binding. Gene Ontology annotation, cellular component: nucleus. The transcript has 2 exons. The coding region runs from base 151 to 891 and encodes 246 amino acids.
UGACGUUUUUUUCCCCUUUGACCGUCAGAGUGUGGGAAGAAAACAAACGCGUACAGUCCAACAAUAUUAUUGCUCCAAGAGAGUUGUGAAAUUUGGCCCAUCUUGACGCUGCUGGGCUCGGAAUAAACGCUGGAAUCCGCUGCGGGAACCAUGAACCAGGUGUGUCGAGCCUGCCGGAACACGGUCGGACCGGGGGAGAUUGCCCUGGCCGGGAUUUCCACCCGCUGCCACCGAGCACUGUGGGAAAUGAUGUACGAGUGUACGCAGCUUAAGGUAACAUUGGACGACACUCUGCCGAAAAACAUAUGCGCCAGCUGUCUGGAACGAUUGGAAGUUUGCUUUGAGUUUGUGACCAUGUGCCGCGCUUCGGCGGACUCCUUUCUGGCCACAGAAAUGCCCAUCAAGUGCGAAACGCUUGAUUUGACCGAAACCAUACUCAUCAAGGAAGAGCCCCUCUUCGAAACCGCCGGCGAACAGGCCAGCUUCGAAAUGCGAAAGCUCGAACAAAUCACCAGCGACGACGACUCGCUGCUAACGAUGAUAACGACAACGGACGGAAUGACACCCGGACCGGAGCCGGGAGUAACCGGACGCCGACACUACGCAAGACUUCGAAUGCAACGGGCGAGGGCAAACUACACAACGGAAAGGGUCACCAACGAACGCAUCCUGAACCGGCUACGAGUGGCGCGGAAGCGAGCGGCACGCACCCAGGAACAGAUCGAGUUGGAUCGGGAACGGAACCGGGUUCGGCAGUUUCUACGGCGAGCCAACCGCACAUCGGAGGAAAUCGAAGCCCAGCGGGAACGGGGCCGGCUGCAGAACGCCGCCAGACGGGCGGCCAUGCGCAAGGCAGAACGGAGCGGAACCGAUGCGGACGCGAGCUCCUAGAGCUCGGAAUACCAAAGCAAUGAUCAUGAUAAUUUGGAAUUUGCGGAAACAUUACGUGGAUACUCAUAUUACAAGCUUUCGAUUUAAAAGUUAAAAUUCUUCAAUUUUAAAAUUUUCACGCAAGAUAAACGGCUGUCUGUUUGCACACUGGUUUGCACAAGUUAAA